Messenger RNA from Octopus bimaculoides (California two-spot octopus), 1044 nucleotides. Its product is annotated as cilia- and flagella-associated protein 144. The record is from RefSeq and is a predicted model, not a curated record. Gene Ontology annotation, cellular component: ciliary base. NCBI's taxonomy places the organism in Eukaryota, Metazoa, Mollusca, Cephalopoda, Octopoda, Octopodidae.
UUGUGCUGGGCGACGAGCUGACUGGAUGCAGGGGGGUGGUGGCUCCUGCUGCUGUUGGUUGCUAGGCGACCAUGUAAUCAAACUUCGUUGUGCUCCUCUGCAUUUCUUUGUUUCUGUCUGUCUAUCUCCCUCUCUCUCCCCCUUUGUCACUAUCUAUCUAUCAAUCUAUCUGUCUGUCUGUCACCCUCUCUGUUUAUCUGUCUAUUUAUCUAUCUGUUUAUCUGUCUGUCCCUCUCUCUGUUUAUUGAUUUAUUUAUCUAUCUAUUUAUCUGUCUGACUGUCUGUCCCUCUCUGUUUAUCGAUUUCUUUAUCUAUCUAUCUAUCUAUCUAUCUAUUUAUCUGUCUGUCCCUCUCUGUUUAUUUAUCGAUUUGUUUAUCUAUCUAUUUAUCUGACUGUCUGUCUGUCCCUCUCUGUCGUCCUCCAACUAAUCAUGGCACAUCCGACCAACACAAGUACCUUAAAUAAGGUCGACUUCGAGAAGAACUGGACGGAAAGAGUGAAGAAAGAGAAACGGCACCAACAACUGUUUACGAACUUCAGUAUAAACCCUUUCAAAAAAAUCCAUGAGAUCACAGGAAAACCCAACAGAGAGAGCGAGGUAGGAAAUAUGAUAGAAGACUCUCACUUCAAGACAGUCAUCAAACGGGCCAAUCUGGAACCUGUGAAGAAAUACGAGUAUCCACAGACCGAGUCUCAAGAAAUUGGUUGGAUAACUCAGCCUUUGGUGGACCUUGACCGCAAUGACCGCCGACUUCAAUUCCCCCGUGUCCGGACUGGCAUCACAGACUACAUGGAGGCAGUUUGGUUAAUGAAAGAACAGGCACAGCAAUGAUAAAUAAAUAAAUCAAAUGAAAGCCAGGGGCUGUAUCACUCCACAGCCCCACACUUAACUCUGCCAGAACUUCUCUUCCAAAAGAUGGGCACAAAAGAGGAUGGAUUUCUUAAUGAAAAACAAAUCUUUUGUCUAAUGACAAUGGUGAUUGUAGGGCCUUCAUGCUGGCCUUGCUGUUUUAAUUAAUAAAUCUCAAUUAUCAACUAAGAAA